Molecule: messenger RNA, 2442 nt
Organism: Hippocampus zosterae (dwarf seahorse)
Lineage: Eukaryota; Metazoa; Chordata; Actinopteri; Syngnathiformes; Syngnathidae
Gene: cnga1a
Product: cyclic nucleotide gated channel subunit alpha 1a
Exons: 8
Coding region: 341-2227 (628 amino acids)
Biological process (GO): potassium ion transport; monoatomic cation transmembrane transport
Cellular component (GO): plasma membrane; intracellular cyclic nucleotide activated cation channel complex
Molecular function (GO): intracellularly cGMP-activated cation channel activity; voltage-gated potassium channel activity; intracellularly cAMP-activated cation channel activity
Source: RefSeq, a predicted model, not a curated record
CUCUCUGAAGGUAUCAAUCACUGCAUGGCAGCGACAAGGUGGGGACUUUGCCUCCUCUCCUUUCAGCCACCUCUAAUCCCCCUUAUCCUUAUCGGGGUCAGUAAAUCUGUGUGACAUUAUUAAUUUAGCCCCUAUGCUUUAUCCAUGUCAGUGUUGCCUGUAAGUACAUUUUUUGGGGUCCAAAUAGCUUCUGAGGAACUUGCACAACCCUCUGCAGCUGUCAGUGCUUUUUGCUGACAAGAAAAUGGACUUGCUAGCUGGAGGCCAAGAUCUGCUGAUAUGACUUCAUCUUCCGCCACUUGACUCAGGACAAAAAGUUGUACCAAACAAGCGAGUCAAAAUGAUUGCACCUCAGCCAGUCCCAAAUCGUCUGCUCAACACAAACAACAGCAAUAACAAUGAUGAAAAGAAGGAAAAACAAGAACAAGCAGCAAAUGAAAAGGAAAAAGACAAGGAUGUAGAUAAGCCCAAGGAUAUAUUUGUCAUUAACCCUGCAGGAAAUCUUUAUUACAACUGGCUUUUCAUCGUUACAUUACCAGUCAUGUACAACUGGACCAUGAUUAUCGCGAGGGCGUGCUUUGAGGAGCUGCAGUACAACUACAUCCUUUACUGGGUUUUAUUUGACUACACCUCAGACCUCAUCUAUCUGGCUGAUAUGCUCGUCAGGACCAGAACAGGUUACCUUGAGCAAGGCUUGAUGGUCAAAGAUGAAAAGCUACUCCGCGACCGCUACAUCAAAAGCUUCCAGUUCCGGCUGGAUGUUAUCUCCAUGUUGCCCACUGAUGUCCUGUAUCUCUUUCUGGGUCUGGACUACCCAGAGAUUCGAGUCAACAAGCUUCUGAGGAUUGGUCGCAUGAUGGAGUUCUUCACAAGGACGGAGACUAAAACCAACUACCCCAACAUCUUCCGCAUUGCAAACUUGAUCAUGUACAUCCUCAUCAUUAUCCACUGGAACGCCUGCUUCUACUUCUCAUUCUCCAAGUCGAUUGGUUUUGGGUCAGACGAAUGGGUUUACCCAGCUGUUGAUGAUCCGGAGGAGCCUGCUUUUGGCCAGCCCAUGCGGAAGUAUGCCUUCAGCCUCUACUGGUCCACAUUAACCUUGACCACAAUUGGAGAAACGCCACCACCGGCCCUCGAUUCUGAAUUUAUCUUCCAUGUGGUUGACUUCUUAGUUGGGGUUCUCAUCUUUGCCACGAUUGUGGGAAAUAUCGCUACCAUGAUCUCCAACAUGAAUGCUGCCCAAGCCCAGUUUCAGGCUCGGAUUGACAACAUUAAACAGUACAUGCAGGUUCGGAAGGUCAGCAAGGAGCUGGAAUUGCGUGUCAUUAAAUGGUUUGACUACCUGUGGAACAAUGGCAGGGCACAGGAUGAGCGUGAGGUGUUGCGGUAUCUUCCAGAUAAAUUGAAAGCUGAGAUCGCCAUCCAAGUUCACAUGGAGACACUCAAGAAGGUUCGCAUUUUUGCAGACUGUGAGGCAGGCUUGCUGAUCGAACUAGUGCUCAAGCUCCGACCUCAGGUGUUCAGCCCCGGAGACUACAUCUGCAAGAAGGGCGAUAUUGGCCGUGAGAUGUAUAUCAUCAAAGAUGGGAAACUGGCCGUGGUCGCAGAUGACGGCGUUACUCAGUUUGUGGUGCUGGGAAGCGGAAGUUAUUUUGGUGAGAUCAGUAUCCUUAAUAUCAAGGGCAGCAAAGCGGGCAACAGGCGGACAGCCAACAUCCGCAGCAUCGGAUACUCAGACCUCUUCUGCCUGUCCAAGGAUGACCUCAUGGAGUCACUCAUGGAGUACCCGGAUGCUAAAGGCAUGCUGGAGGAGAAGGGCCGACAGAUCCUGUUGAAAGAUGGCCUGAUUGACUUGGACCCAGCGAACAUCAAGCCGGAGGCCAAGGAGCUGGAAGAGAAAGUCAACAGGUUAUACAGUACGAUGGAUUUGAUGCAGAUCAAACUGAAGAAGAUUCUGGAGAAAUACAAGAAAAACGAUAAGACUCUGUGGCAUCGCAUCAAUGACUUGGAGCGCCUGACAGGGGAGGAAAUAGAGGACGAUGGUGAGGUGGAGGAGGAUAUGAAAAGGGAGGAGGUUCAAGUGGGAGAGGAGAAAACUGAAGACAUGGGUGGGCUGGAUGAGACAAGGGAAGACGUGAGAGAAGAGCAAGAGAAGCUCGAAACAAAGGACGUUGAAGAAAAAGACAAAUACGUGAAGAAAGAUGACGAGCACAAAGACAAAAAAUAACUGAAAUCCGACAUUUACACAAAUCAUUCUUCUUUGUGGAUAGAACUUUCAACACGAGUCUAUUUUCUGUAUUCAGAUCCAACCGAACAAAAAUAGCUGAACAUGACCAAGUCACGAUGGAAACUACAGUAUAUACAGUCAAAUGCAAAUGGGUAAAUAUAAUUUCAUAAGUAAAAACAAUGAAAGGAUUGAAAUUUGGAUACAUAUGUCACAUG